Molecule: messenger RNA, 2325 nt
Organism: Macrosteles quadrilineatus (aster leafhopper)
Lineage: Eukaryota; Metazoa; Arthropoda; Insecta; Hemiptera; Cicadellidae
Gene: XRCC1
Product: DNA repair protein XRCC1
Exons: 12
Coding region: 328-2229 (633 amino acids)
Biological process (GO): double-strand break repair via nonhomologous end joining; base-excision repair; single strand break repair
Cellular component (GO): nucleus
Molecular function (GO): damaged DNA binding
Source: RefSeq, a predicted model, not a curated record
CUCACUUUUAGGGUUAUGUUUUUCCUUCAAUCUUUAAUAUUGUGAAAUUUAGCCUGCAUACAAAUCCCCUAAAAUUAUGUAUGCGAUUUGAAAUAUCUUAGUACUAAGUUCUACUUCAAAUUGAGUCAAAAGUUGUCAUACGAUAUCUCAUUAUGUUACUUCAUGUUUUAUUUACUGUAGGCCUACUUGAAUAUUUCCCGCCAAGGUCCAGACAUAAUGUCUGCAUUGCAUUGCUAAACCUCUGAGAAAUAUUAGUUUAGGCCUAUUAAUUCUUUAUGUCCUGAGUAUUUUCUUGGUGUAAAAUUACACACGAAUUAAUUCACAAUCAUGCCAAUAAUAUCAAUUGAGAGGAUAGUGAGUGUCAAUAGUGAAGACCCAGCCAACCCAGCUGAUAAUCUACUCAAACCGGAUAAUAAAAGGAAGUGGAAAUGCAAGAUCGGAGAAAAACAGGCAUCCGUUAUUUUACAAUUAAAAGAAAGUGUUAUUAUAGAAGCUAUAGAUGUUGGAAAUGAACAUUCUGCUUUUGUGGAAGUACUUGUUGGAAGAUCAAGUUCUCACAAUGAAGACUACAAAGUCUUACUGGUGGCAUCAUCUCUAAUGACACUGCGUGAAGCUAAGGACGGAACCAAUGUGAAUAGUGUUAGAUUCUUCAAAAAAGCAGACUUCACAAAGCCAACUUGUGAUGAGAAAUGGGACAGAGUUAAGAUAGUGUGCACUCAGCCCUUCAACAAACACGUCCAGUAUGGAUUGGCGUUUGUCACCUUGCACGCUCCGGGGGACCCGGAAUCGGGAGACGCUAGUGGGAGUUUGGGACGAUUCGCUCUCAAAGAGGACGAAGAGGAUUCACCAGCAGUUGGAAGCUGGUUUGCCAAGAGAAAAGAUCCUCCAGCUCCGAUUCCUCCAGGUGCGGCAGCUGCUGCCAGAGAUGCUUCUUCACCAGCCACCAUUGCACGAGGGACAAAUCACAAACCCACACAGAGGAAACCUAAGACCAACACUCCGAAAAAUGGAGUGUUAAAACCAGACAAGGUAGAAAGUAAGAAAACACCUAAAAGAGAUCCAGACAAAGAUGAAAGUAAGAAUUUGACCCCAAAAAGAGAUCCAGCUAAAAUUACAAAACCACUACAGCAACUUCAAAUGACCCUUCCAGAUGAUGAAGACUCGCCAGCAGACGACACAGAUGCGGAUUCCACCUACUCUCCAACCAAAGACAGAGUGUCGGUUUUAACUGAUGACGAGGUUAUCCCAGAUGAUUCAGAUGAUGAGAGACCAACAAAGAGGCCAAAGAGGACUAAGAAAGAUGAUUCUACAAUUGGGUCCAAACACAGAAAUACCUUCAAUGGACAAACACCAAAACUAAAAGUGAAUGAUUCAGGCGGCUCUAAGACUAAAGUGCCAAAAGAAACCAGACCUUUCAAUCGUCUUUUUGAUGGCGUUACCAUUGUCAUCAGCGGAUAUCAAAAUCCAUUGAGAGGGGAACUGAGAUCCAAGGCUUGUGCUAUGGGAGCCAAAUAUAAGGCGGAUUGGGAUAACCAAUGCACCCACCUUAUUUGUGCUUUUGUAAAUACACCCAAAUUCAACCAGGUUAAAGGAAGAGGAAAAAUCGUCAAGAAAGAGUGGGUAGAACAUUGUCACAGUCAACACAAGCGACUGCCUUGGCGGAGGUUUGCUCUUGACAGAAAUGACGCUGGUAGUUCAAGCGAGGAGGAGGUUUGGGAAGUGGGGUCAGUGGCUACAACCAGCAGUACCACUACGACAGGCAGUAGUGUGAAUGCAAGUGUUGCCAACAGGCGUGAUAGCUCUGGCUCUGGAUCUGAUACUGAGGAAGAAAUUGAAAGAGUGCGAGCAAGGCAAGCUCAAGCGAAGACCAAACCAGCUGAUAAACCUGAUGAUCCGUUUUCUGCCGACACAGAUGUUGAGAGCGACUCUGAGAGCCAAACAAAACAUCUACCUUUGCCAACCUUGCCUACGAUCUUCUCAGACAUCACAUUUCAUUUGGGCUGUGAUAUUGACCAAGAGGAGAGGAGGAAACUUCAUAGAUACAUCGUCGCAUAUAAAGGGAGUGUGGUUGACGAGAUGGAAGGCAGCGUUGAAUACGUCAUCACUAGAUCAGCAGACAUAGCUGCAGAGGUCGGUGAAGAGUUCGGAGUCAGCUGUGUAUCGCCUGAUUGGGUCUGGGAGUGUAGUGACACUGGAAGAUUUAUUCCUGUCAACCAGUUUAUUUUAUAGUACAAAUCUUUCACACUUUCUUAAGGUCACGUUUGUUACUACAUUAUACCACCAUUGUUUUAGUUUUAAAAUAUAACUUAUUGUAUAACCUUUUUA